CCAUGGUGUUCUAGCUGUCCAGUCAGCCGCGGGUGUUGGCGGCGACUUCCCUUCUGGAAGCCUGGUCUCCGCCUCCUCCUCCCACCCCGCCUGCUCAGCGGCGGAGGCGGCGGUGGCGGCAGCGGUUGUCCUUGCCUCUCCGCCACCUCCACCUCGGCCUGUCCCCUGGCCGGCAGCGUUGGCGGGGAGGGGGACAGUAGUUGUAGACGCCCGCCCCUGAGAAGAUACUACAUUCAAUAAACAAGACUGAACUUUUUUACAGAUAUCUUUUGUAAAAGGCCAAUGCGAAGUAAUGAUAUAGUUUGAGUCACAAAGGAUUUCAAAUUAUGAGCUCCCCAGUUGUUGCAGAGUCUCACAAUUUGGGGAAAGUUUAUGCUAGAAAACUGAAGCAAUUAAUGGGUGAAUAUGAUCACCUUUCUCCACCAAGUUCUCAGCCUGAUAAGGAGGAUCCCUUGUCAACCUAAUGAAGCAUUCAAAGACAUAUGACUCUUUUCAAGAUGAACUGGAAGAUUAUAUCAAAGUACAGAAAGCCAGAGGCUUAGAGCCAAAGACUUGCUUCAGAAAGAUGAAAGAAGACUGUGUGGAAACCUUUGGGUACAAAGAAGAGGUUGAUUCCAGACCCAGAUAUAUAAAGUUUGAUCAGAGACUCCCAUCUGGAAGUGUCCAGACCUAUCCAAGAUCAUGUACUAUUUCACAAACAGUGGGAAACCUGUUACCUCAGUGGCUACCAGCUCAUAACAGCAUGCUGGGACCAGAGUCCCAGAGCUACUAUCAAUUGACCAGGGACUGUUUCUCAGAAAAACCAGGACCCCUGAACCUUAGUCAGCAAGAGUAUAAUGGUAACUCAUACAGUGUAGAAUCUGGAGUUUAUAAGCACCUCUCCUCAAAAAAAAGUAUCAGUGCCCAACAAGCCAGUCAUAAGCAGAUACAUCAGAUGAGAAAACGGCACCCUGAGGAAGGCAGAGGAAAACCAGAGGAGAGGCCUGAGCAUAAGGGGAAAAAAGGUUGUGAGAAAAUAGAUUUAGACAAACAUAAGAGCAUCCAGAGCAACAAAAAAGAGACAGAAACAGUUAGGGUCAGUACAGAAAAGCUUAAGAAUCGGAAGAAGAAAAGCAGAGAUGUAGCCUCUAAGAAAGGGGAGCAUAGGCGUAGAAAAGAGAAGAAGGAACAAGUCAAAGAAAUGACAGAGGAGGAAAUGCUCUGGGACCAGUCUAUCCUUGGAUUUUGAUGGUCUUGAGUUGGUUCUCCUGAGGUUAAAUUGAAAAAACAGUUGAGAUUUGGUCGUAACAAUGUUCAUGUUCAUACCACUUUUCUCAUGUGAGUAGUACUUUAACUUCUAAUAAAGGCCAAGUGACAAAGUAUUUAGUAUACCGGCUCUCUAACAUGGAAAUUCUCAUUUUCUAAAAGCAUUAUUACAUUUUUCUUAUAUGCAAUGUAAUUUUCUUUCAUGAGAGUGGCUCUGCUUUUAUUCAUCAAAUUGCUUUGAUGUAUCUUCCCUUGGGAGGUCAUUUAUCUUAAAUUGGAUUAUUAAUAAGCUUUGUAGAAUACUUCUUGAUUGGGUUUGUUUUAGUUUUGGGUAGGAUAUUUUUAUAUUCAUUGGUUUUUCUAUGAAGCAAUUUAGAUUUGUUUUUCCUGUUAGAUCUAACUUGCAGUGUAUUUUCUAGGUUGCAAAGUGAAAAGUGAAGUACUUAAAAUAAUAAGCUUGGGUUACAUGUAGUUUAAAAGUUUCAAAGAGUCUUGAUACAAAAUCAGUUUAUAUUCUGGAAGUGUUUAUAAUAAAGGGUUCUAAUUUCUA
This is a messenger RNA of Manis javanica (Malayan pangolin), 1795 nucleotides long. RefSeq names its product lysine rich coiled-coil 1 (gene KRCC1). The record is from RefSeq and is a predicted model, not a curated record. Lineage: Eukaryota; Metazoa; Chordata; Mammalia; Pholidota; Manidae.